AUCCAUAUACCAAAACUCACACCACACAUUCAAAUGCUAAAAAUCCACACAAAUAUUUUGUACUAAUAUUAUUCAUUCAUUCUUCACACUAUUGAUCUCACAACAUUCAUUCAUUCACCAUGGCAAUGGCAACACAAGCCUCUCUCUUCACACCACCACUCUCAACUCCAAAAACAUGGAAACAACCCUCCACUCUAUCUUUCAUCUCUCUCAAACCAACCAAAUUCACACCAAGAACAACAAAAAUUGCUGCAACAGAAGACAAAACCGAUGCAGCAACCGAUGUAGCAACAAAAGAAGCACCAGUUGGAUUCACCCCACCUGAGCUAGACCCAAACACACCUUCUCCAAUUUUCGGUGGAAGCACCGGUGGAUUAUUGCGUAAGGCCCAAGUGGAAGAAUUCUAUGUUAUCACAUGGGAAUCACCUAAAGAACAGAUUUUUGAGAUGCCAACUGGUGGUGCAGCUAUAAUGAGAGAGGGUCCUAAUCUUCUCAAAUUGGCUAGGAAAGAACAGUGUUUGGCUUUAGGAACUCGAUUGAGGUCAAAGUACAAGAUUAAGUAUCAGUUUUAUAGGGUGUUCCCUAGUGGUGAAGUUCAAUAUUUGCAUCCUAAGGAUGGUGUUUAUCCAGAGAAGGUUAAUCCAGGUCGUCAAGGGGUUGGUGUGAAUUUCAGGUCUAUUGGGAAGAAUGUUAGCCCAAUUGAGGUUAAGUUUACUGGUAAGCAACCUUAUGAUGUUUAAGGAAUUAUCUAGCCCUCAAGGUGUUUGCUUAAUUGCUUAUGUAAUGGUGUUAUGUACUUAUUAUAAUCACAUUAUUUCUGUCAGAAAUUAUGCUAAACUCUUUACCUGUAUUUAAUUUUAUGAUCACUGCUUUUGUCAAACA
Lathyrus oleraceus (garden pea) is the source of this 882-nucleotide messenger RNA. RefSeq names its product photosystem I reaction center subunit II, chloroplastic. The coding region runs from base 120 to 740 and encodes 206 amino acids. The record is from RefSeq and is a predicted model, not a curated record. Lineage: Eukaryota; Viridiplantae; Streptophyta; Magnoliopsida; Fabales; Fabaceae. The transcript has a single exon. Gene Ontology annotation, biological process: photosynthesis. Gene Ontology annotation, cellular component: photosystem I; photosystem I reaction center.